AGUUAAAUAAAAUAACACAAAAAUAAAAUUAAUUAGGAAAAAUUAAUAUAGCCACAACAAGCUUUAAAACUUACUUAUCAUUCUACUUAUAUUCAAAUCAGCCAACUUAAUAUUACAAGAAAUAAAAUAAAAUGCAUAACAAUAAUAAUAACAAUAACAGUGCUAGCAAUGGUGGUGUUUACAAAAACCUUUGUAGCAGCUGGCACAGCAAUGGCAAUGCGGUCACUACAGCGCUAUUGCAGCAGCAACACGUGCAGCAAUUGCAACAAGCACAACAACAGCAACAACAACUGAUACAGCAACAACAGGGUCAACAACAACACCAACAGCAGCAUCAGCAUCAGCAAGCGCGCAUUAGCAAUUGGAUAAAUGAUACGAAUCGGACACAUUACUCACUGUUGCAUAAUAAUAAUAGCAAUAAUAGUAACAACAAUUGUGCACAACAGCAGCAGCAGCAGCAGCAGCAGCUGUCCGGUGCAUACUUACAACAGCAACAGGGUUGUGUGAAUUAUCCACAAGCGGCUGUGACACCGCAUCCUCAAUACCAACAGCAACAGCAGCAACAACCACAACGACAACAACAGCAGCAGCAGCAACAACAUCAUUUCUUCAGCACAACCGCUACAACACCCUCGGCCAACGAUUACUAUUACACAACACCGCGAGUACAGCAACAACAACAACAAUUGAAUGCACAAGAUCAUCAACAACGGUCACCACAACAACAACAACAACAACAACAACAACAACAUGCGGUGAUGCGUCCACCAUAUUUAGCUACCACAGCUGUACCGCAUUCCUCACCACAUUCACAACAUUCACAUACAACAUCGCCUACACCACCGCCCCUGUCAGCGUUGCCACCGACAUUUCAACGACAAUUAGCAGCGGCAGCGGCUGUAGCGGUGGCACGUAAUGUUACGCAACAACAACAGCAACAACAUCUGCAUCACCAACAACAUCAUCAACGGGUAAGCAUUACUUUAUUUAAAUAAUUAAUCAAAGUGUAAAGGAUUAAGUCGUAAGUAAAACAUUAAAAAUACAGUUAUUAUUAUUGCUUAGAAUCUGCUUAGUAAUACCGGGACUGCCAUAGCCAUUGCCAUAGCCAUAGCCAUAGCCAUGUGGUAACCAAAGAACACAAACGAGCCCGAACAAAAAAAUUAUAAUAGUUGAGAAAUAGUUAAAAUUACAAACAAAGUUUUGCUUAUCUUUUUGUACCUACAUACAUACAUACAUAUGAUUAUGACAACGCUGUUAUACCUUUUUAUCAAAAAUUUUUGAAAUAAUUUUUUUUUACAACAGUGUUUUUACUAUCACUAUUUCUAAAAUACGGAAUACAUUAAACAAAUAGUGUACAAGCAUACAAACACACACGUGUAUAUAUGGCAAAUAGCUCUUUGUUAGUAAAACUUUCAAUUGAAAAGUAUACAUAAUUUUUGCAGCUGUUUUCUUAUCAAGAAUAUAGACGCAGGUGUUCAAAAGGAAUAAACUAAACCAAAAUUAAAUAUAAAAAAAAAAAA
Ceratitis capitata (Mediterranean fruit fly) is the source of this 1520-nucleotide messenger RNA. RefSeq names its product putative cyclin-dependent serine/threonine-protein kinase DDB_G0272797/DDB_G0274007. NCBI's taxonomy places the organism in Eukaryota, Metazoa, Arthropoda, Insecta, Diptera, Tephritidae. The record is from RefSeq and is a predicted model, not a curated record. The transcript has 2 exons. The coding region runs from base 132 to 995 and encodes 287 amino acids.